UCCUCAGCAGAUCCUCACACCGUCAACAUGAAGCUUGUUCUGCUCGCCCUCUUGGUCGCCCUGGCCGCCGCCGCCCCUCGCCCUGAGCAGGACGCAGAGACCGUGGUGGACGAGCGCGAGGACAACGGUGACGGCAACUUCAAAUACAAAUUUGAAACCAGCAAUGGACUCGCCGAGGAACGUGUCGGCACCGUUGGCGCUGAGGGCCAGAGCAACUUCCAAGGUUCCUUCAGAUUCACUUUUCCUGACGGCAACGUCGCCGAGGUCACCUACGUCGCCGACGAGAACGGCUAUAGGGCCGAAUCUCCGCUGAUCCACCCCAUCCCAGCCCACGCCCUUGCACAGAUCGCCUUUGCGGAAGAGCAGCGCGCUAAGGGUGUCACCUUCGAGAAAUAAGGCGUAGAUUAGUCAAGUUCUUGACCUUUCUAGUUCAACCACUUGGAUUGGACGAUAGAGCGACGGUCUCGCUUUGUGCAGGUUGGCGUUCAAUCCCCAAAUGUCCAAGUGGUUGGGCACCAUUCCUUUUCCUCCGUCCCAUGCCAAAUCCUAAUCCUGACCCUUUCCCAGUGCUAAAUAGUUGUAAUGGCGUGGCACUUUCCCCUGAUAGUUCCCAUCUAUCAGCCAGUGAUCUUAACCCACCAUCUCCCUUCCCUCGUAGCAUUUGUUCUUUCCCUCCAUGAAUUUAACUCGAUCACAGAGAAAGUUUGCUUUCCUCUGUAUCACUAUUCCUGCGCACUACCUAAUGUUGUCAUAUGUUAAAAUAAAAUGUUUAUGCUGAAA
Messenger RNA from Procambarus clarkii (red swamp crayfish), 780 nucleotides. RefSeq names its product cuticle protein AMP1A. The record is from RefSeq and is a predicted model, not a curated record. Gene Ontology annotation, cellular component: chitin-based extracellular matrix. Gene Ontology annotation, molecular function: structural constituent of chitin-based larval cuticle. Lineage: Eukaryota; Metazoa; Arthropoda; Malacostraca; Decapoda; Cambaridae.